Molecule: messenger RNA, 1803 nt
Organism: Cyclocybe aegerita
Lineage: Eukaryota; Fungi; Basidiomycota; Agaricomycetes; Agaricales; Hemipholiotaceae
Source: the annotation of a GenBank genome assembly
AUGCCACUAAAGGGUUACUGCAUCGCUAUUGUUGACUGUGAUAAUGGGAACAAUAUUGUCACUCUUUGGGAAGCAAAGUUUAGUGAUGAUGCCGCCGUCGCUGACUUGAAGGAGAGCUUAAACAGACUUCAUAUGCCUGGCCGCAAAGCUAUCGCUCACUCAGUUGUUUAUUGUCACCCAAUUGUGCGAGAAAGGGGCCACCUCCUCCCGAAAAGGCGUUUUGCCGACAAGGUUGUCAUCGAUGCGGCCUUCAUGGAAGAAUGCGUGAUCGUGGACGAUGCCCACGAGCUCUCUGAUGUGAGAGAUAAGUUGCGAGGACCAUCCGAGGAUUCAGUCUUCUUAUUUGCUCUAUGCAGCAUCAUUAACACUGCUGGUACCCCUACCUUCUAUCAGAGAGGAAGAGACCCAACCAAAAAGAGGCGUCAAGCUCGUGCCCCGUCUGAGGACGCCAAGAACGAUGCAUUAUGCAAGACGCAGAAGCCUUCACAAGACGAAGCAAUUUAUAACGGCCGUCCUCAUACUGUUACCGGCCCCUCCAUAUCCAUCUUUCAUCCCAUCUUCCAGACCUUUUCGCAACGUCUCUCAAAACCUUUCAAGAACACGGACUACGAUCGCGAGGACUUUCGAACGGCCAAUGAACUCUUACAAAAAUCUGCCGCAUAUUAUCCCGACGAAACACAACGCCAACUCGCUAUUGAACCCCUCUUUGCUCACUUCCUUGGAGCCAUGGUACUGGCACCCGCCACUCUGCACAGUGGCCAGCAAAUGUUUAAACCUGAUGGAGUUCUGCAUGUCCAGUGCGGGCCAUUCAAGACGCGUGAAUCGGGACGAACGAAGAUGUGUAGUGAUAUCAACGAGAUCAACAACGGUGUCGGUCUAGGUGGUUGCGAUCCGAUGGAACAGGCUGAAAAAGAUUACGUCUUGGUUUGCACUGCUCCCGAGCUCCAGCCUCUCCGUCGAGUGUCAUGCAUGCCGGCGUUUCUUAUGGCCGUCACAGGACCUUCUGUAUCCAUUUCAGGCGCUGUCUAUCUUGAUGGUGCAGUGAUUGGGCACUUUCUACUGGUACCACCUACUCCGUGCAAGAAAGUCCCUGCCGGCUACCCCUCGUAUCGUGACCAACACAUUGGGCAGCUUGUGCAUACCUUCAGAGCUCUUAGGCGGUGCCUCGACGACCUUGACGUGUGCUAUGGCCAGAUGAAGCCGUCCGACUUCAGCAACUAUGAGUUCCUUCCUGCGCCACACUUUAAGACAUUCACACCUAAAAACUUUGAACCUGUGCAGCUUAGAUACAUUAAACGCCUAAACUCGCGUUUCAUUCGCGACCCGCGGUCGAUUUUCUUUGCGGAGGCCAGUGGCGGCUUUCUGCAGCCUACCAGAUGUGUCGUCAAGUUUACUUCCCAGUAUUGCAAGGAAGCGCACGAACUGAUGUUCAACGAGGGCGUCGCCGCUCGAUUGCUUCACUGCGGAUGGGAGGACUCUGUCGGCAUGUAUGUUGUCAUCACAGAGUUUCUCGAGGAGCCCAAACAUGCUUCGCCGUCCCCUGAAGGGCUCGAAAGGCUUCGAAAGGCUUUGGAGACGUUUCACCGGAAGGGAUUCGUUUUCGGCGACUUGCGGAUGCCGAAUAUUAUCCUCGAUACCGACGGUCAUCCACGCCUCAUUGAUUUCGAGUGGAGCGGCCGCGAAGGCGAAGUGCAGUACCCUGCCAAUCUCAACACGGGCGCUGGAUUUCCGGAGGGCGUGGACACCUGCGAUUUCAUCACGGCUGAGCAUGAUAGGGUCAUGUUGAAAAAGUAUGAAGAGUAG